CAAAAAAAUUUUAAAUUAAAUUUCCUAAAAGCCUCGCGCAUGUUUUCAGGGGAAAAAAAGGAGCAUAUUGAGGUCAGAGGAAAGCGUUGCCAGGGCGACACUGCGGCGCGCGCGUCACACGCCGGUGGAAAGGGGGAGGGGGGAGGAAGCGCGCGCUCGCGAGGCAGCAUCAGCAUCAAACAGCCGGAGCUCCGCGCGCUGUGUGCCCGCGAGGUGGUCCACGUCGCACCGAGGCGCUCUCCCCUCUCCGACGGAGCUUCCUGUGGAUUUAUCGUCGACUUUUAACCGAGAAAAGGGCGUAAAAAUAAAAACAACAACAAUAAAAAAAAAAAAAAAAAAAAAAACGGCGCGCGCUGACCUGAUCCAGCACAGGUGAUUCCACUUGCUCCAGGAUGGAGUUCCCGCGUCGCUGAAAGCAGGAAUUCUGCUUCAAAAUGGAUGUUUAAAGUGAUGGACUGCCCUGCUGGGAUGGACCGAACCGAGCCGAGCCUGUCAGUCCGGAUAUAUGUGGUGUCUAAUCCCGUCUCACCUGCUGUUGGAUUGAACGAGCUGUCCGGGGAGGCGCUUUAACACAAAUGAUCAUAAAUCUGGACUGAGCUCUUCUUUUUUUUUAAAAACAUGUUUUUAUUUUUGUUUUUCCUGCUUUGACUCUUUGAUCCAGUGGAAGGUUUAGAGAAGGACUUUAAAAAAAAAGAGGACAGUCUGAGGAAGAGGAGCCCAGUGGGAGGCAGACUGAUCACACACUAACAGAGUUUGUCAUCAAUCCAAUUAUCUGGAUAAGAGAAGACGGAUCAGAAUGGAACGCAACAGAAUCGUGGUUAGGAAAGAGUUUUGGAUCGCUGUUGAUUGGGUUCAUCAUUGACCUGGUCUCCAAAUCAAGACCCGACCCCCUUUUUUCCGAAAUCCCAACAACCCAACUGUUCCCGUUUUACCUUCUUUCUGGUCUUGACCACCAACAGUCCACCUGAUUUGUGGUUUUAUCUUGUUAUGCUGUAUUUUCCUGGUUGUUGGACCUCAUUGUUUCAGAAAGAACAAACAAGAGGCUGAGCAGCAUGACCUCAGCCACGGACCCCCAACCCUUGACUCUAAGAAAACAAAGCCGGCAGGUUUUGUUGUCCAGGACACGCUCUUUCAGUUUUGUGACAGACUGGUGCCUCAUGAGUGUUCUAGGCCUCAUCUUGUUUAUUAGCCUGGCCUCGUGCCAAAGGAUGGAUCCGUCCAAGCACCCCAUCGUCAGCACCAACUACGGGAAGCUCCGCGGCAUCAAGAAGGACCUGAACAACGAGAUCCUGGGCCCAGUGGAGCAGUACCUGGGAGUGCCGUACGCCACGGCGCCCAUCGGGGACCGCCGCUUUCAGCCGCCCGAAGCGCCGGGAUCCUGGCAGGAGAUCCGCAACGCCACCCAGUUCGCCCCCGUCUGCCCUCAGAACGUCCACGGGGUGCUGCCCGAGAUCAUGCUGCCCGUCUGGUUCACGGACAACCUGGACGUGGCGGCGGGAUACAUCCAGAACCAGAGCGAGGACUGCCUUUACCUCAACGUCUACGUGCCCACGGAGGAUGGUCCGCUCACAAAAAAAACUGAUGAAUCUUCAAUGAACAAGCCUCGAGACGAAGACAUCCGUGACCGCAGGAAGAAACCCGUCAUGCUGUUUAUCCACGGCGGCUCCUACAUGGAAGGCACGGGGAACAUGUUCGACGCCAGCGUCCUCGCCGCCUACGGCAACGUGAUCGUGGUGACCAUGAACUACCGCCUCGGCGUGCUCGGCUUCCUCAGUACUGGAGACCAGUCUGCCAAGGGGAACUACGGCCUGCUGGACCAGAUCCAGGCUCUGCGUUGGCUCAACGAGAACAUCGGUCACUUCGGCGGAGACCCAGAGAGGAUCACCAUCUUUGGCUCCGGAGCAGGAGCUUCCUGUGUCAACCUGCUCAUCCUGUCGCAUCACUCAGAGGGUCUGUUCCACAGAGCCAUCGCUCAGAGCGGCACGGCCAUCUCCAGCUGGUCCGUCAACUACCAGCCCCUCAAGUACACCAAGAUCCUGGCCCGGAAGGUGGGCUGCACCUACUCCGAGACGGCGGACCUCGUCGACUGCCUGAGACGCAAGACCUUCAGGGAGCUGGUGGACCAGGACAUCCAGCCGGCCCGCUACCACAUCGCCUUUGGUCCCGUGGUGGAUGGAGACGUGGUCCCUGACGAUCCUGAGAUCCUCAUGCAGCAGGGGGAGUUCCUCAACUAUGAUAUCCUGAUCGGCGUGAACCAAGGUGAAGGACUGAAGUUUGUGGAUGACAGCGAGGACAACGAUGGCAUAUCUGCUGCAGCUUUUGAUUACACCAUCUCUAACUUUGUGGACAACCUUUAUGGAUAUCCUGAGGGUAAAGACAUCCUGAGGGAGACCAUCAAGUUCAUGUACACAGACUGGGCCGACAGGGACAAUGGAGACAUGAGAAGGAAGACCCUGCUAGCUCUGUUCACAGACCACCAGUGGGUGGCGCCGGCAGUGGCCACGGCCAAACUCCACGCUGAAUUUCAGUCCCCGGUUUAUUUCUACACGUUCUACCACCACUGCCAGACCGAGACGCGACCAGAAUGGGCCGACGCGGCGCAUGGAGACGAAAUACCAUACGUAUUCGGCGUGCCGAUGAUCGGUGCCACGGAUCUGUUCCCGUGCAACUUCUCCAAGAACGAUGUGAUGCUGAGCGCUGUGGUCAUGACAUACUGGACCAACUUUGCCAAAACUGGUGAUCCCAACCUGCCUGUCCCUCAGGACACCAAGUUCAUUCACACCAAGCCCAACCGCUUUGAAGAGGUGAUCUGGACAAAGUUUAACCCGAAGGACAAACAGUAUCUCCACAUCGGCUUAAAGCCUCGUGUUAGGGACAACUACAGGGCCAACAAGGUGGCCUUCUGGCUAGAACUAGUCCCCCAUCUUCAUAGUCUACGUGACCCACCCGUCAUCACUACCCGUCUGCCACCUGGUCCAGGCCCAGGCCCUGGCACCAACAGACCCUGGCCCAGGACUCCUAGACCGACUCGUCACCCCUACCCAACCUUCCCUUCUGAACCAGAGCCCGAGGGCUCGGAGCGUCCACCUCAGGACCUGUUCCCUGGAGACACUCGAGACUACUCCACGGAGUUGAGUGUGACGGUUGCAGUAGGAGCCUCUCUGCUCUUCCUCAACAUCUUGGCCUUUGCUGCUCUUUACUACAAGCGCGACAAGCGGCACGAGAUGCGACGGCACCGGCUGUCUCCUCAGCGAGGCGUGCCGGCCAACGAUCUGGCUCACAGCCAGGAGGAGGAGAUCAUGUCCCUGCAGAUGAAGCACUCGGAGCACGACGCUCACCACGACAUGGAGCCCCUCCGACCGCACGACAUCCUGCGGCCCGCCUGUCCGCCCGACUACACGCUGGCGCUGCGCCGCGCUCCGGACGACGUGCCGCUGAUGACUCCCAACACCAUCACCAUGAUCCCCAGCACCAUCACCAGCAUGCAGCCUCUCCAUGCCUUCAAUACCUUCCCCUCCACCGGCCACAACAACACCCUGCCCCACCCCCACUCCACCACCAGGGAACUCCACCACCUCCAUCUCGUGCUGUGCAACUUAGCAGGACCCUCCACAGWUGGUGAGCGGAGACAGAGAAGAACUGCAGAGGAGCAGACCAUCGGUUCCGAGCCUUGUUCCUCUCAUUUAACUCGUGAGUCUCUCUCUUCUUGAUGCUCGUUUGCUCUGGGCGUCCUGAGGUGUCGGAGGGAGGGAAUCACACAGCUAAGAAACAUCAGUCACUUCAUUCUACCAGCAUUCUUGGUGCCAACUAUGUACUGGUGUGUUUGCUUUCUCAUCAAGGGAAAAAAAAAUCUAGAAAGUCUUAUUUAGUGUCAACUAACAGAGGCUGUACGUUCUCAUGACCAAGUGCCAAACUGGCUGUCGAUUGUGGUUUUCGUUUCUUCACCUCGUUUGUUUUUGUUUUUUUCAGAUAUCGGCUUAAAUGUUUUAUUGUGGAAAGAUUUAUUUUGCUGGAAAUAUAGUUAUAGAGAAAUGAUACUAUAUAUAGUUCUAUAUAAAUGUGUACAAAGGAGAAAGUAUAUAAAAAGGGG
Austrofundulus limnaeus is the source of this 4090-nucleotide messenger RNA. RefSeq names its product neuroligin 2a (gene nlgn2a). The transcript has 11 exons. The coding region runs from base 1053 to 3710 and encodes 885 amino acids. Gene Ontology annotation, cellular component: membrane. The record is from RefSeq and is a predicted model, not a curated record. Gene Ontology annotation, molecular function: neurexin family protein binding. NCBI's taxonomy places the organism in Eukaryota, Metazoa, Chordata, Actinopteri, Cyprinodontiformes, Rivulidae.